This is a messenger RNA of Topomyia yanbarensis, 1593 nucleotides long. RefSeq names its product L-dopachrome tautomerase yellow-f2-like. The coding region runs from base 101 to 1486 and encodes 461 amino acids. Lineage: Eukaryota; Metazoa; Arthropoda; Insecta; Diptera; Culicidae. Gene Ontology annotation, cellular component: extracellular region. The record is from RefSeq and is a predicted model, not a curated record. The transcript has 5 exons.
UUCCGAGCGAUCGUAGUUAGUCGGAUUCAGAACGUUACGAAGUGCACAAGGUAGUAGUUCAACAAGCGUGUGUUACCAAACAGAGAUAUCUUAGUUCGGGAUGUUGCGCUUAGCUCUGCUCGGCGUAGUGGCUUUCGCUGGUCUGGUAUUCGCAGCGAAUCCGAAAGCCGUUGACGAAGUGCUCAAAUGGCAAAAAGUGCAGUUUGAUCUCCCAGAAAGUGUAACUGCAAAUCCGGAUGGCUACAUCCCAAUCAAUAACAUCCCGAUGAGUGGCGUGCACUACAAAAAUCGUGUGUUUGUCACAGUUCCUCGCCGACGGUGGGGGAUUCCGUCCACCCUGAACGUGGUAGACAUCGCGCCCCCAUUCCCCAACACAAAUCCAGUUCUGAAACCGUACCCGAGCUUCGAACUCAAUGAACUGCGGACAGAUCUGCAACCAGAUGCUAACCGAAUUGUGACCGUCUACCGCCCACGUGUGGACCGUUGCGAUCGGUUGUGGUUCAUCGACACUGGGAUGAUGGAAAUCCCGGGCAACUUCACUAUCGUGCAACGCCCAUCAAUCUGGGUAAUUGAUCUAAAGACGGAUACCCCCAUUCAUCGAUACGAAAUUCCGGCGAAGGACGUUGACAGUGGCUACGGACUGACUUCCAUUACCCUCGAUGUUGAUCCGGACGAUUGCGAGAAAGUGUUCGUCUACAUUUCUGACCUACAGACGUAUCGAAUGCUAGUCUAUGAUCACCAGAAUCAAAAGUCCUGGCGUUUCUUACACAACUAUUUCUUCUUGAACCCUCUGGAGGGCGACUUCCGCAUCCAAGGCAUUCCAUUCUCCUGGGACGACGGUAUCUUUUCGAUUGCGCUGAGCAAUCCAGAUCCAGUUUCCAAGUUCCGCACGGCAUAUUUCCAUGCCCUUUCCAGUAACUCUGAAUUUACCGUCUCGACUGCGGUUCUGCGCAAUGAAACUGCCGCUCGACGAAGCUACCACGGUAAUGAUUUCCAAUUGCUCGGAUAUCGCGGUGCUCAAUCACAAUCCAGCAUCCAUGCGUUCGAUCGUGAAACCGGUGUGAUCUUCUUUGCACUGAUUCAACAAAACGCUGUCAGCUGCUGGGAUACUAAGAAACCAUUUGCCCCCCAAAACAUGGCCAUCAUUUACAAGAAUGAUGCCGAUAUUGUCUAUCCGAACGAUCUGGCGAUCGACAACGAUGGCUACGUCUGGUUCAUGUCCAACUCGAUCAUCAAACUGCUGUACACUCAGCUGAAUUUGGAUGAAUUCAACUUCCACAUAUGGCGUGCCAACAUCAAGCAAGCCAUCAAAGGUACCGUUUGUGAUCCGACCAUUCGGGCCAACGUAGAUGCCGUUCAACGAUUCGGCGAAAGCACCGGCGGUGAUCGUGUCACAUUCCUCGAGUACAAGGACAAGUACGGUCCAGGUGGUGGCCCCUUCGGGGGCUGGGGACAGACUGAGCAGAAGCGCCCCGGUCGACCGUAGUGUAUAGGCGAGAACAAAUAAGACGGGAAUUUACGAAUGGCACGCCGAAUGCAGACAUGGGACGAAGAAUGAUGCGUAUGGAAGUAAUAAAUGAUUUCAAACUGUCA